Annulohypoxylon truncatum is the source of this 1786-nucleotide messenger RNA. Its product is annotated as vacuolar protein sorting-associated protein VPS4. The coding region runs from base 236 to 1540 and encodes 434 amino acids. Gene Ontology annotation, biological process: endosomal transport; vacuole organization. The record is from RefSeq and is a predicted model, not a curated record. Gene Ontology annotation, molecular function: ATP binding; ATP hydrolysis activity. NCBI's taxonomy places the organism in Eukaryota, Fungi, Ascomycota, Sordariomycetes, Xylariales, Hypoxylaceae. The transcript is spliced from 3 exons.
GUUGCAUUUUCCUGCCCAGUCUGCCAGUUUAGCAUCACAGGCUCAACAACUUCCAAGCUUGGAAACUUAACAAAAACAACUUUUCACUCCGAAUUUCUCACCACCACUCCAAUUGCUUUUCGACAUCCCGACAAGCUUUUCCAUUUAUCUCCACACACCCCAACUCUUGUCCGGAUUCGACCCAUUAGCUGCUGUACCAAAGCAGUUAGAAACACACCCCCCAUCGUCAUCAAAAAUGUCCAACACCGAUUUCCUCGGUCGAGCGAUCGAGACGGUGAGACGCGCCAUAGACGCCGACAACGGAAACGAAUAUGAAAAGGCAUACCAAUUAUACUACCAGUCCCUCGAGCUAUUUAUGCUAGCUCUAAAAUGGGAGAAGAACCCCAAGGCAAAGGAGAUGAUCCGCCAAAAGACGGGCGAGUACAUGGAUCGCGCCGAGAAGCUGAAGGCCCAUCUCGCCGACGCGGAUGCAAAACGUAAAAAACCAGGCUUGGUUGGGGCGAACGGUUCAUCGACCGGCGGAACGGGGAAGGGAAAGCAGAACGGCGAGGAUGUUGACGAGGAUAAUAAGAAACUUCGGAAUGCCCUUGCUGGUGCUAUUCUACAAGACCGGCCGAAUGUCAAGUGGGACGACGUUGCUGGACUGGACGGAGCAAAGGAAGCGUUAAAAGAGGCCGUGCUAUUGCCCAUCAAGUUCCCCAAUCUAUUUCAAGGAAAGCGCCAACCGUGGAAGGGUAUCUUACUGUACGGGCCACCUGGUACGGGUAAGAGUUAUUUGGCGAAGGCCGUAGCCACAGAAGCAAACAGUACCUUCUUCAGCGUAAGCAGUAGUGACUUGGUGAGUAAAUGGAUGGGUGAGAGUGAAAGACUAGUCAAGCAACUAUUUGCCAUGGCGCGAGAAAACAAACCCUCUAUUAUCUUCAUCGAUGAAGUCGACGCCCUCUGUGGCCCACGAGGGGAGGGAGAAUCGGAAGCUUCGCGAAGAAUUAAGACCGAGAUGUUGGUGCAGAUGGACGGUGUUGGAAACGACUCGACAGGUGUGCUAGUAUUAGGGGCGACCAACAUCCCAUGGCAGUUAGAUGCCGCUAUUCGAAGACGAUUUCAACGGAGAGUACACAUCAGCCUGCCGGAUAUCGGUGCGAGAACUACCAUGUUCAAGCUCGCCGUCGGAGAAACGCCGACUACGCUGAAGAACGAGGAUUUCAGGAAACUGGCAGCACUGGCCGAGGGUUAUUCAGGAAGCGAUAUUACCAUUGCUGUACAAGACGCCCUGAUGCAGCCAAUACGGAAGAUCCAGCAAGCUACGCACUUCAAAGAGGUACAAAAGGAUGGCAAAACAUUUGUAACCCCCUGCUCGCCUGGUGACCCCGGCGCAAAGGAGAUGACAUGGGACGAUGUUGAUUCGGAAACGUUACUCGAGCCCUUGGUAGACUUCAAGGACUUCGUCAAGGCCAUCAAAUCAUCAAGGCCGACGGUUUCGGGAGAAGAUCUCCAGCGAAAUUCGGAAUGGACUAAAGAGUUCGGAAGCGAAGGAAACUAGGCAUGUAGCUUGGCCAAGGGGGAGGGGGGUUACGGCGCGCAACGGCAUUACAAGGGCGUUAUGGGCGCGAAACUUUUUUACCAUCGUCGUUUGGGACCGCCACUUUCGUGGCUAGGUAGAUUAUCUGAGCUCGCUAGCCAUCCGGAACACAUACGGUUGCUUGUAGUAGGCGCAGAGCAAUUGAUAACUUGUUACUUUUUUUCGAUACGGAGUACGCGAAACUCAAAUUCAUCGCACCUUAUGGCA